UUUUGUAGGAUUUGUUGGACUAUUUCUGCUACAGGAUGAGGUCUCCCUAUCUCUCUCUCUCUCAGCCCUGACUGAAUGGCAGUGUGUUUCCUGGCCAGGUUCCCUGAUUCACGUGUCUGUGCUAGAUUGGUUUUCAACAAACAGCUGAUUUGACAGCAGCAGUGUGGACGUACCACAUCUGUCCAGAGUUUGAGUUCCACGCCUGUUGCCUGAGAGGAUGCUUUUUAAUUUGUUCACCAGAAAGAAUAAAUAAUUUAUUUUCUACUCUAAAAAAAAAAAGGAUUGUGGUUAACAGCGCUGUGAGGGGAAAAUACGGCAGCUAUUACUCAUGGUGAUGCCAUCCAGUCAGAUGCAGAACACGUGGACCAGACUAAAGACCGGCACCUGGAGAACUGGGGCCAUCUCCAUCAAACAGUGAGAACAAACGAGCGACAGUCUGAGAACCAUGACGGCCAUCAACAUGCCUCGGGACAAAUACAACGCAGURUGGAUUAUUUUCUUCAUCCUGGGCCUGGGAACUCUCUUACCGUGGAAUUUCUUCAUGACAGCGACAAUGUACUUCACAAGCAGACUGAAGGACGCUCCGUUGAACUCCACAAUGAGCAACGCAACCACAGGAGAAACUCGCAACGUGCUCGAGUCCAAGUUUAACAACGUCAUGACGCUUUGUGCCAUGGUGCCUCUGCUCAUCUUUACCUGCCUCAACUCUUUCAUUCAUCAGAGGAUUCCACAGAAGCUGCGAAUCUCAGGCUGUUUAACCGUCAUCCUGCUGGUUUUCAUGCUGACAGCGGUGUUUGUCAAAGUGGACAUGGAGCCUCUGCCCUUCUUUGUCCUCACUAUGAUCAAAAUUGUCUGCAUCAACUCAUUUGGGGCGAUUUUCCAGAGCAGUUUGUUCGGGCUGGCCGGGAUUUUGCCCGCCUCCUACACCACCCCCAUCAUGAGCGGACAGGGUCUGGCYGGCACCUUCGCUGCUUUCUCCAUGAUCUGCACGCUGGCCACUGGAUCCAGACUGCAGGACAGUGCUUUUGGUUACUUCAUCACAGCCUGCGUUGUUAUUCUUCUGGCCAUAUUGUCUUAUUUCACUCUGCCCAGAAUGGAGUUCUUCCAGUACUACAUGGAGAGUAAUGGAUCCAGAAAAUCURCUGAUGAAGAAAACAAGAUGGAUUUGCUCAAAAAAGAAAACACAACAGAAGAAAAGCGACCGGACACGAAUCUCAUAGAGGAGGAAACCAGACCAGUUGUUUCUGUGUUUAACAUCUUUAAAAAGAUCUGGGUGAUGGCUCUGUCCGUCUGCUUCAUCUUCCUCGUCACCAUCGGAGUUUUCCCAUCCGUGACCGCCGAAGCCAAGACCACGGUGCAAAACGGAGGYGUCUGGGAAACCUACUUCAUCCCCGUGUCGUGUUUCCUCCUCUUCAACGUGAUGGACUGGGCUGGCAGGAGUCUGACGGCCGUCUGCAUGUGGCCGGGUAAGGACAGUAUCUGGCUYCCUGUGCUGGUGGGCCUGCGCGUCGUCUUCAUCCCGCUCUUCAUGCUGUGUAACGUCAGCCCCCGUCACCACCUCCCCGUGUGGUUCGCUCACGACGCCUGGUACAUCAUCUUCAUGGUUUUCUUCUCCUUCUCCAACGGGUACCUGGCCAGCCUCUGCAUGUGCUUCGGACCAAAGAAGGUGCCGCAGCAUCAGGCAGAGACGGCCGGCGCCAUCAUGGCCUUCUUCCUGUCCCUCGGCUUGGCGCUGGGCGCUGCGAUCUCCUUCGCUGUCCGGGCUCUGAUAUAACCUCUCCCAGAAGAAUCUUCGUCACCUCGGCCCAUCUGGUGUGUGUGUGUGUGUGUGUGUGCGACUAGAGAACCUUGUUUCUCUGUUUUUAUGAAAGACUCAUUAAUCCAACAGGAGUUGAAGUAUUUAAAAUUUUCCCCUCCAAACUUAGCAUCAAAAUGUGUUUAACCUGUGUUGGAGGGUGUUUUUAAUUAUUAGCACUGAUCAAACCAAGUCAAUUGAAGCCAAAUGUAAUUUAAAAAGUAUUUAUAAUGAAUGUAAUUUAAAGGAACAUUCAAAGCCACCAUGAGCCUAGCAGUAUUCCUGAAGACAGCAUACUGGAUUUAAAGUUAGGAAACAAAACGCAAUAAAGCUUUCAUAAUUUUUUUUAAAAUGUCAUUUUAGAUAUUAGAGAGUUCUUUAAUAGUGCAUUACUUUGUACAAAAGACGUGAAACUCGCAUUUCAAUGGAUUGUUGAAGCUUUUUACUUUGAUUUAAACCAAAAACACAAAGACAUGGGAAACUGAAGGGAUUCCAGCUGAACCACCUCUUCUCUCCAUCAGUGUUUUAAAACGCAACUCAGUAGCUGAUAGUUUGUCGUCUUAGUGUUAGUUUUAGACAAAGUAACUGGUUUUCAUCCAGACAUCAUUUUGACUUGAAUAGAAACAUCUGUUGAAAAUUUCUGCCCAUGUUUUUAUUUGUUGUACUGUUACAGAAAAAUAAUCUUCAAUACUCAGAAUAUGCAGCUCAAAAGAAAUGUGGGAAAUUGUUUGGGAGACAUUUUAUUAUUUUUUCAGAAAGUUUGUGCCUUUUUACAAUACUUGUCGUCAUUAUUAGGUUUUAUGUAAGCAAUAGCUCCCUGUUGGGAGACGUUUGUGUUUUAAGGCAGUUUUUUUAUUUGCUUUGACAGUUUUCAUUAGAAGAGUUGUUUGUAUCCUAACCACCUGCUUGUUUAAAAGCAUAAUGUUGGAUUCUGUUGUUGUUUUUUAUACACACAUGGAAGUCAUAAAAAAUACCAUUCUAGCUCAUGUUUCUGCCUCAGACUGAACAUAAAAUGUGUAUUUUUAA
Austrofundulus limnaeus is the source of this 2821-nucleotide messenger RNA. RefSeq names its product equilibrative nucleoside transporter 1. Gene Ontology annotation, biological process: uridine transmembrane transport. Gene Ontology annotation, cellular component: plasma membrane. NCBI's taxonomy places the organism in Eukaryota, Metazoa, Chordata, Actinopteri, Cyprinodontiformes, Rivulidae. The transcript is spliced from 13 exons. The record is from RefSeq and is a predicted model, not a curated record. Gene Ontology annotation, molecular function: nucleoside transmembrane transporter activity. The coding region runs from base 446 to 1774 and encodes 442 amino acids.